AAUAGCUCUGUGGAGAAAGGAGACUUACUCACACGAGCACGGAAACUCCUGUCAGUGCCACUUCCGCCCAUACUAAACAUGGCGGCUUCCUUGAUGGAGCUACUAGCUGAUUAUUUAGGGUCGCCCGAACCGGCUGUUCGACUUGUUCUCUCAGUUUUAAUAGGUUAUCCUCUUGCGCUGGUGUACCGGCGGUUCCUGUUCCAUCAGUCUCCUUCAGUCCUUCAUCUCUUCCAUGCUCUUUCAGGCCUCUGUCUGGCUGUCUUCAACUUUGGGUCUCAGGUCUGUCACUCUGCGAUAUGCAUAGUCAUUCAGUUCCUGUUGCUGAGGCUCAUGGGAAGGACGGUCACUGCUGUUCUGAGCAGCUUUGUCUUUCAGAUGGCAUAUUUAUUAAUUGGUUAUUACUACACCGCUACAGAAGAGUAUGAUAUCAAGUGGACGAUGCCUCACUGUGUCCUCACUCUUAAACUAAUCGGUUUGUCAUUGGAUUACUAUGAUGGUGGAAAGGAUCCAUCUAAAUUAAGCGCGGAGCAGAAGACCUCUGCUCUACCAACCACCCCGUCUUUCUUGGAGGUUUGUGGUUUCUCCUACUUCUAUGGAGGCUUUUUAGUGGGACCUCAGUUCACGCUGCGCAACUACAUAUGCCUGGUUUCCAGAGAAAUGACAGACAGUCCCGGCCAGCUACCCAACAGUGUGAUCCCUGCCUUCCAGCGUUUCUUUUUGGGUUUGAUCUGCCUUGGUAUCUUCACGAUAUUUGGUCCAUACUACCCAGACAGCUAUUACCUUACAGAUGAAUUUGAGGCUCAGCCUUUUUGGUACAGGUGUGUGUAUAUUCUUCUGUGGGCUAAAGUAAAUCUGUACAAAUAUGUCAGCUGCUGGCUAAUAACGGAGGGUGUGUGCAUCCUUACUGGGCUUGGCUACAAUGGCUCAGAUGAGAAUGGCAAACCCAAAUGGGAUGCCUGUGCUAAUAUGAGGGUCUGGAUAUAUGAAACCACACCACUCUUCACAGGCACCAUCAACUCCUUCAACAUCAACACCAAUGCAUGGGUGGCCAGACACAUUUUCAAGAGGCUGAAGUUUCUUGGGAAUAAGUUGGCAUCACAGAUGGCCACGCUGCUGUUCCUGGCGAUCUGGCAUGGUCUGCACUCCGGCUACCUGGUCUGCUUCUCUAUGGAGUUCAUCAUUGUCAACGUGGAAAAACAAACACAGGCACUAAUAAAGGACAGUCCGACACUGACGAACAUCAUCCACAGCCGCCUGUAUCCACUCCUAUACGUUGUACAACAGUUCAUCCACUGGCUCUUCAUGGGCUACCCAUUAGUACCAUUCUGUCUCUUCACUUAUGAUAAGUGGCUCAAGGUUUAUUCAUCAGUGUAUUUCUGUGGUCACAUCUUUUUCUUCAUUGCCUACCUGAUUCUACCGUUCCUUCGUAAAGCACUGGUGCCUCAGAAAGCAAAAACUGACAAGAAGGAAAAUUAAAAAAACAACUGGGCGUCAUUGUCUGGAUCUCCAAACACUGACUGAAGGGAACUGUGACAUACUGGAACAUUUUAGGCAUUUAAUAAUAUAUAUUAUAAAUAUAUAUACACAUACAUAUUCAAAUAUCUUCAUUUGUUAUGUAUGUGUUGUGAUUUGAGUCGGCAUUAUUUUGGGGCUGUUUGGGAGAAUAUUAAGGUGAUGCAGCAGAGUGACGUUCUGGUUCAUUAAGAGCUGUUAUGUUUUAUGAAAUGAGACGUGAGUGAAAGUCGAACGAUUAUCCGUAAUAAAUCGUACGGAGUAUCGCAGCAGUAUUGCACUCGUGACUCUGGUUUUGAGCCAUCUCAGUGUCAGGUUCAUGCAAAAACAAGCAUCUGAGCCGAGAGCCCAGAGUGCUGCCUUGAAUUUCUGUGCAUUUUCAGGUGUCCAGUCAAAUGAGUUUUCUUUCCUGAGCCGCAACCACUGGUACCAUUUAUACACUAAACACUGUCCUGUAAAUCUCAUGCAAACACUCACCACAUGAUGUGCAGUCCAACUCUGAUACGUCUUGCCUUGUAAAUGAGUUUUUUUUUCCGUUGUUGUUGAUUUGACACAGAUUUUCAGGAUAUUUUUAGCGAUUUUAAAAUGAAUGAUUUUUGUAAUUUUGUAGCUUUUUUUCCAGUCUACAGCAAAGAAUGUGCUGUCUGUGUAUGACUUUUACACUUACACUCGGUUCAACUAAAACGGAAGCAAAAAAGCAUUCCCAAUGCCAGAAAUUCUAUCCAUUAAUCACACUUUUUGCCAAAAGGAUCAUUUUUGUAUUACAGUAAACAUUGGUUACUUGGCACUGUGUGGACCAAGCAACAGUGAGGAAGCUUUUUCCUGCCUUCAGCACUGAUGCCAGGGGAAGAAGCGGUGACUCACUGCAGCUUUGGGACGAUGUUAAUAAUAUUUAUACGUGUUCGACCUUUCACUGAUGUUUGGUAAACUAAUUCUGCCUUAUUGCUACCAAAUGUACGAAGGAAAAAAAAUCAGUUUCAAUGAUUUUGUAAUGUACAUUAAAAUGCUGGAUUUGAUCUAAA
Molecule: messenger RNA, 2534 nt
Organism: Trichomycterus rosablanca
Lineage: Eukaryota; Metazoa; Chordata; Actinopteri; Siluriformes; Trichomycteridae
Gene: lpcat3
Product: lysophosphatidylcholine acyltransferase 3
Exons: 13
Coding region: 79-1476 (465 amino acids)
Biological process (GO): lipid modification; phosphatidylcholine biosynthetic process
Cellular component (GO): membrane
Molecular function (GO): 1-acylglycerophosphocholine O-acyltransferase activity; lysophospholipid acyltransferase activity
Source: RefSeq, a predicted model, not a curated record